Rubroshorea leprosula is the source of this 1286-nucleotide messenger RNA. NCBI's taxonomy places the organism in Eukaryota, Viridiplantae, Streptophyta, Magnoliopsida, Malvales, Dipterocarpaceae. The record is from the annotation of a GenBank genome assembly.
GUUCUCGUUGUUGUAGUUCUUCUAACACUUUCUGCAGUCUGCUCGAAGACUUCUUUUUAUCUCUAAUUUCCAUACUCAGAGCUCCAAUCCAAGAAGACGAAGAAGAAUUAACAAGGAUAUGGAGUAUGGGUUUUUCAUGAUUCUGCUCUUCUUCAACCUCAUACUCCCUUCUUUCUCUGGAGAACCUAAUCAAGUCUGCAUAUCUCAAGGUGGGCGUUUCCCACGUUUCUCCUCUGAAGGGAAACCACCAAAAAAGAUAGGUAAGGGGCAUAAAGAUUUAACCCUUUGUAGGGUCUUCAGAAAAAAGACUUGUUGUGAGGCAGCCCAGACACAUCCUGCUUUGCUUUCCAUUAGAAGGCUGGCUUCAACGGGGGAAGCCAACCCAGAGUGCUUGCAUUUAUGGGAGCUAUUGGAAUGUGCCAUUUGUGACCCACAUGUUGGUGUUCAGCCUGGACCUCCACGUAUAUGCAAAUCUUUUUGUGACAGAGUUUUUCAGGCUUGUUCAAAUGCUUACUUUGCAAUGGAUGCAAAGACACAGGUUCUAGCAGCGUGUGGAGUAAAUGACUUUGUUUGUGGUAGAGCUUCUGAAUGGGUCUCUAAUGGGACAGAUCUAUGCCAUGCUGCAGGUUUUGCUGUUAGUGCUGAAGAAACAUCUUGUUAUGGUGGCAAAGCCAGUCUUGACUCUAUAGCUGAUUCAUGGAGGGUUUCAAAAUCUGAGGUGCCCUCAAAAGCAGGGAACUUGGGGCGGUUAGAAGAUUUUCAUCAAUGGGUGCAGGAAAUGCCAUUUAAUGAAAAAGUUUCUUGGGCUGUAGGAGGGCUGGUUCUUACAGCAGGCCUGUUAUUUAUGAGCAAAAGGAAAAGCUACAGCAAACGACAGAAACUUGCAGCUAUUCAACGCACCACAAAGAAAGUAGAAGACAAGAUGAAACAGACAUCCCUUACCAGUCAGGGAAGCCGCAAAGGAAGUCGAAAAUAAGUAUCUUGCUACUGCAGAAUCAGUCAUUUACAGUUAAUUAACAAAUCAGUAGCCAGUGUCUAUGAUCUUUCAAGCUCUUCUUCUGGGACUUUAUUGGUCAAGCUGUUUGUUUACAUGGAAAGGAGAACUAGAAGGUAAGUGAAUCAUUAUGUUGUUAGAAACUUAGAACAUCACAUACAAUUUUGAGGAUGUUGAUGGAAAUAUGUUUUGGUAUAACAUGAACAAAUUCCUUUUCUGUGUCUGACGAUUUUGCUGAGACACAAUUAAAUGACCUCUUGAUCCUUAAUUAUUAUAAAGUGACCAGAUUAGU